Eruca vesicaria subsp. sativa (arugula) is the source of this 864-nucleotide messenger RNA. NCBI's taxonomy places the organism in Eukaryota, Viridiplantae, Streptophyta, Magnoliopsida, Brassicales, Brassicaceae. The record is from the annotation of a GenBank genome assembly.
AUGAGUAUGAUGUAUUACGGUGAUCUCACGGAGACAUGGUCGAAUUUCUCUCUUUUGGUGGAUAAAGCGGUUCUUUUGUACGAACAACAACGCAAGCGAACAACGGAGAAGAAGACAGUUUCUUGGAAACAAGAAGACGAACAGAGAAUCUUCUUUCACUUCCCAAGAAAGCCAAGAUCAUCAUCGGUAAAGAAACCUCUUCAAAACCUUAUCAUUGGUGCUUCUACUUCUUCUUCUUCUCUGCUCUUCGAUCUUAACAAGAUUCCCACAGAGAAGACAAACCCACAAAACCCUAGUUCUUCCCUAUCAUCUUCUUCCUCUUCGUGCCUAACAGAAAACAACAACACAAGCCGCAAGAGACGUGCCCUGCAAGAAGGAAAAAAACGUAGUUUCAAGAAACCAAAGGUCUCACCUCUAUUCUCAUCAUGGGAGGGGAAAGAUACUCCGGAUUGGAUUGUGCAGUUAAUGAGAAGCAUGAAAGGAGCGCAAGACCCGAUGCUAAUCUUUGAGAAGACUCUCUUCGAAACAGAUGUCAAACCAAGCCAGAGCCGUCUCUCUAUCCCUUUCCAAAAACUGGUCCGUAACGACUUCUUGACACCAGUUGAGACGAGAAUCAUCGAGGAAGACAUCAACAACAACGAGAAGAUGGGUGUGGGAGCGGUUCUUGUUGAUCAAGGCAGUAGGAAGUGGGGUGUGUUUCUCAAGAGAUGGGAGAUGAACGGUUCUUGGAACUACGCUUUGGUUUGUGGUUGGAACGAUGUCGUGAAGGCCAAUGGGUUGAAAGAUGGAGACAGCAUUAGUCUUUGGUCUUUCAGGUGCCGAGGAGUCCUCUGUUUUGCUCUUGUUCCUCUUCCUUUACUUUAA